This is a messenger RNA of Lagenorhynchus albirostris (white-beaked dolphin), 1443 nucleotides long. Its product is annotated as centrosomal protein of 78 kDa-like. NCBI's taxonomy places the organism in Eukaryota, Metazoa, Chordata, Mammalia, Artiodactyla, Delphinidae. The record is from RefSeq and is a predicted model, not a curated record. The transcript has 7 exons. Bases 977 to 1429 code for a protein of 150 amino acids.
CCCAGCGGCGUGCAGGGCGUUGAUGCCGGCGCUAAAACCAAACCAAGCGGGGUCUCCAGAGCGCGGCAUGGAGGGGCUGGCCUAGCUGAGGCCCGUGACCCGAUGUCUUCUGGCUGCGACGCCGGUCCUGCGUACACUGCGGGGCCGCAGCCGCGGGGCGGUGGGCGCCCGAGGGGCCGGGAGGCGAGCCGGGGCCCCCAGGAGGGUGUGGGCAUCGUGUCCUCAGCCAGCGUCCCCGAGGCUGCGCUCGGGCCAUGAUCAUUGGGUGAAGCUGCGCCGGGACAGUGCAGCCGACUUCUCGCGCUCUGAGGACCUGUGCGCGCUGCAGGGCUCGGUGCCUCUGCCCGCCGUGCGCGCUUCCCUGCGGAAGGCCCUGCUGGAGUUAAGGCCUCCGCGGGGUAGACUGGGUGCCGCUCCUGAGCACCCGCUGCCCCUGAUCUGUAUCCAGAGCUUCUUCCAGCCACGGCUUGGCGAGACAGGAUCUGGGGUUCACACCAUCUGUUAUCUCUUCUGCAAGGACAGUUCAACUCAUCGCCUGGUGAAGAGAAGUCAGAUUAUUCUUUGCAUCCCAUUCAGGUUGUGGCAGAAAUAAAGUUUACAGAAGUUGUGUUCCUGCGAUAAGAAAUACAGAUGUGACCUUGCAGUUGUGUAAAGCUCUUAAUUGCUGUGUAAGUGCGUCGGUGCGCUAAGGAACCUGGAGCUAAAUGGGCUAGUUCUGAGAGAGAGAGACUUAACUAUGUUAACAAAGGUCCAUCAGAAUUUCCUGUGACUGUGACAGUAGAGAGUCCUUCCUCCUCAGAAAAUGAAGAGGUCAAUGAGUCCUCAGAAAGUGUUCAGGAAGAGCCAGAAAAAAUCAGUUUGAAACAAGAAGCAUUGCCGGGACAAAGUUAUCACUUGAAAGCUAUAGAGAAGAUUAUUUUUCAAACGGAAGCCUGAUUGCAAUACGGCAAAGCUUGUGCUUGGGCAGCUGGCCACAAUGGCUGGUAUAGAUCAGUCAGAUUUUCAUUUACUAGGUCAUCCCCAGAUGAAUUCUACUGUUAGUAGUCCACGUAAAGAAGAAAAGAAGGCACUUGAAGAAGAAAAAUCAGAAUCAAAACAGGGUGCCCCAGGACAAAUGCAAAACAUCCAAGUUUCUAUUUGUAUGCAGUCAGCUUACAAUGAAGGAACACUAAUGAAGUUUCAGAAAAUUACAGGUGAUGCUAGGAUUCCUUUGCCACUUGACUCGUUCCGUGUCCCAGUGUCUACUCAGGAGGCCUUAGAAACUUCCAAAGACAACCUGGGGGUCCCAGUCACAGAGCAGCGGCAGGAGUCUUUGAAGAUUUCAUUGUUAGAACAUGUUCUCCUUCAGCAGACGUCAUUUCUGGAACUGGAAGUCAAAGAAAAGAAGAGGAAUUAUCUAGAAAUAGCAGGUCUUCUUCAGAGAAAAUGAGCAAAGCAGGUGAA